Ceratina calcarata is the source of this 3322-nucleotide messenger RNA. RefSeq names its product ribosomal protein S6 kinase beta-1. Gene Ontology annotation, biological process: signal transduction; protein phosphorylation. Gene Ontology annotation, molecular function: protein serine/threonine kinase activity; ATP binding. The transcript is spliced from 11 exons. The record is from RefSeq and is a predicted model, not a curated record. NCBI's taxonomy places the organism in Eukaryota, Metazoa, Arthropoda, Insecta, Hymenoptera, Apidae. Bases 263 to 1633 code for a protein of 456 amino acids.
ACUUAAACCGAUUGGUCGGAAUCACGCAGCCUCCCACUCCGAUAACUUGACAAUGACGAGCUCCAGCAGCCAAUCGGAGUGUACACGAGUGAGGCGAGGGUGUUUGGUAUGCCUUGGGACAGGGCAGCUUGUUCGCAGUAAUUCAAGGUUUUGACCGUGUAACAAUAUUGUUGUGCUAUCGUCGUCUGUUGCAAAAAGAAAUAAUUCGCGUUCUCGACGGCCGCGGGAUAUCUUUUGUGUUUUAAGUUCAGCCGCGUAUAGAAUGGCCGCAGUAUUCGAUAUCGAAUUGCACGAUGCGGAUACGGUAAAUAGGGACGAGUCGGACGAUGAUGUUAUCGAGAUCGGAGAGGAGGAGUACGAUGCCAACCCGAACGUGAAUGAGAUAACCGAUUCGGAAGGUUGUGAAACGGUUCCGAUAUCAGAACAGAAUGUCAAUCGCGGACGGGAAAGAGCUGGACCACAGGAUUUCGAAUUGUGUAAAGUUAUCGGGAAGGGUGGUUAUGGCAAGGUCUUUCAAGUGCGUAAAAUAACGGGUAAUGACAGUGGCACGAUUUUUGCAAUGAAGGUCUUGCGCAAAGCUUCAAUUAUACGAAACCAAAAGGAUACUGCACAUACCAAGGCUGAGAGAAAUAUCCUAGAAGCUGUAAAGCAUCCUUUCAUCGUAGACCUUAUGUAUGCUUUCCAAACUGGUGGCAAAUUGUAUCUGAUUCUGGAAUACAUGUGCGGGGGUGAAUUAUUUAGACAUUUAAAUGAUGAAGGCAUUUUUCUUGAAGAAACUGCUUGUUUCUACUUAUCAGAAAUAAUAUUGGCCCUUCAACAUCUUCAUUUACAAGGAAUUAUAUAUAGAGAUUUGAAACCAGAGAAUAUCUUGUUGGAUGCAGAGGGACAUAUAAAAUUAACUGAUUUUGGCCUAUGUAAAGAGCAUAUACAAGAUGGCACCGUUACUCACACAUUCUGUGGGACUAUAGAAUAUAUGGCACCCGAAAUACUAACCAGAAGUGGACAUGGUAAGGCAGUAGAUUGGUGGAGUCUUGGAACUUUAAUGUAUGAUAUGCUUACUGGCUCACCACCAUUCACAUCUGAUAAUAGAAAGAAGACGAUUGAGAAGAUUCUGCGCGGGAAGCUGAAUCUUCCACAAUAUCUGACACCUGAUUCCAGGGAUCUCAUCCGUAAAUUGUUGAAGAGACAAGUUGCACAAAGAUUGGGAUCUGGCCCGUCUGACGCUGAGCAGAUAAAAAGUCAUCAAUUUUUUAGGCAUAUCAAUUGGGACGAUGUAAUUUCGCGCAAAUUAGAGCCUCCUUUUAGACCAACGUUAACAAGUGAGGACGAUGUGUCGCAAUUCGAUAAAAAAUUUACGACAUCUGCUCCAAUAGAUUCACCUGCUGAGUACACACUAAGUGAAUCCGCCAAUAGAGUGUUUCAAGGUUUUACUUACGUAGCACCCAGUAUAUUGGAAGACACGUAUUCGCAGCCGCGGAUAAUAAACGCUAGAAGUCCUCGUAGAGGCCAUAUGCGUGGUUUUUCUCCGAGAGGAACACAUUUUCAUUUACAUAAUAAUCAUGUACAAAAUCAUAGACAUAAUGGAGUCGGGCAUGGCAACAUGGAAGACACGGAAAUGAUCGAGAUAGGCUAACUGCCAUUUAUUUCAUAGAGAAAAGAGAAAGAAUGCUUAGCACUUCGGCCUAACUGCUGAAUAUCCAUGACCGAUCCUUGUGUCUCAGGGAGGGAUUUUAUACAAGAUGAUAGAUGGAGUAGCAAGAGGAUAGGUUCAGUCAUCCAGUACUUCAUUGGAUAUUUAGCAGUUAAAUUUAGCUAAUUUUUUUUUAAAUCAAAUCUAAUUACGAUAAAGGUACUAAUUAAGAUUAUACUGCAGAGCAGUGAUGCAGCAGUUCUUUGGUAGCAUGUGUAAUUGAAGAUAUAUAUAUUACGUUGCGAGUAAAGAAGUUCUCGAGAGGUAAAUUAAUCGCGGAAAGAUUUUUUAUUUACUUAUUUUACCGUUGAUUAUUAUCCAUGAGAACGAGUUCUAAUUAGAUGCUAAUCAGAUGUACGCGAAUGUACAUUAUAGUCGAAAUAUUUGCAUACGUUUCAUUAACCCGUUAAUACGUAAUCACUUACUGUGUCUUUUGUACAUGUACAUAUAUGAUAUGCAGGUUGGCUGGAUAUUCAUAUAUAUAUAUAUAUAUAUAGAGAGAGAGAGAGAUAACUAACGCGAAUGUCAUUUAUGUUAAGUGCGACUGACUGAAAAAUUCCAGCACUUUUAGAGAUCCAUAAAUUAUACUGUUAAUACACGAGGUAUGAGGUUCAACCAUCCUGUAAUACUUGUAUAUUUAAAAGUCUGUACACGUCGCAUGUAAUCCCGUCGCGUUGUACGCAUGCUUCGAUGUAAUUAAUUAAAGAAGAAGAAUGGAUAAAAGACAGAUAGAGUUAAAUGACAAAGAAUUUUGAGCUGUCGCAAUCGCUCCGCUGCUCAAAAUUCAAUACCCGGUUGUUCAUUUAAGAAAAUAUUUUCAGCAGUAAUAACGUUUCCAUGGCAAUAAUGUGAAUAAUAAAACGUGUCUGCUCGGUGUAUAGUCAUAGACAAAACAUUUUACGUAAUAACUUGCAAUGGAAUUGCAUUUGUACAAUUGAAAGUUCCUAAUGUGGUGUGAGUUUGAAACCUACAACCCAUAUUCCAAACUUCAAAUAUAACGUAACAUUUGUAUGACUCGUUUAUUCAUUGCACGAAAACUGUUAUUAGUUUAACCAUUUAAAUGCCUUACAAUUAGAGAAAGAAAAGGGGAGGAAGCUUUUGUUUCUGUUAACGGUUUCGUAUGGUCAUUAACUAAAAAAAAAUAGUGCAAGAGCAAAGUUACCAUGGUAACAAUGUUACUGCGAAAUGUUGACCUGCUAUUACCAGACAUAAAUAUCUCGUAUUUAAUGUUCGUGUUUACACGCUAUUCAGUGUGACAUCAUAUUGUAUCGCAAUUUAUUUAAAUAAUAUCUAUUUGUUACGUAUAUAUAUUUGUAUAUUAACGAAAACUAAUAUAUUGGUUUUGACGUACACACACGAUUCACUAGUAAAGAUUAAAGGGAAAACAAUGAUAGUGUAAAGAAUAAAUGUUUAGAGUGACUCGGCGUCUGCUCACCAAGAAACUUCAAACUGCCCAAGUGUUCACAAGCCAUAUUAGCUGGCAUUACAAUUUUAUCUAUAUAUUUACUACAGCGAAUAUACACGUACACAUAUACGAUCGAAAUGUUAGAAAAAUUGUCUUGAUAUUACAUUUCGAUUAUGCAUACUACAAGAUUAAAAAAUAAAUAAAUGAAACAAACACGUGUGAUUAUA